This is a messenger RNA of Vavraia culicis subsp. floridensis, 329 nucleotides long. RefSeq lists its product as uncharacterized. The transcript has a single exon. NCBI's taxonomy places the organism in Eukaryota, Fungi, Microsporidia, Pleistophoridae. The annotation marks the transcript as partial. The record is from RefSeq and is a predicted model, not a curated record.
AUGGAGACUUGGAUCGACAAGAUGAAGAGUGGCGAAAAAGUAACGUCGAUUAAAAAGGAAGUCGAGGAGUUUAAAAGGAAAUGUGCGCUGGAAAAGGCACAAGCCAAGAUAUCCGCCACACUUAAAAAACAAGUGCAGGUUACAAUGCCGAACUACGAGCGCAGACACUGCAUUGUAGUUCAAAAAAAUACUAUGCCCUUCUCAUUUGGCGAAACAAAUGCAAAAGAGACGAAAAAACAGAUUGACAGCCCAUCAAUCUGUAACAAGAAAAUAUGUAAAAAACAAAAAAAGGCAAAAAAAAUAAAAAAACGAAAAAAAAUAUUAAAGUU